Molecule: messenger RNA, 1197 nt
Organism: Pararge aegeria (speckled wood butterfly)
Lineage: Eukaryota; Metazoa; Arthropoda; Insecta; Lepidoptera; Nymphalidae
Exons: 4
Coding region: 1-1197 (398 amino acids)
Source: RefSeq, a predicted model, not a curated record
AUGACUUCUUACUCUACAGAUAUAAAAUUUAAAUUAGAAGGUAGCUCGCAAUCGGCGCUACUGACCCAGCCAGCACUGCAAGAACGACGAGGUUCACCUAAUUGUGCUUCGACAUCAAACAUUGAUAAAGAGUGUGUUUCAUCACCAGCGCAACGCCAACGAAGCUCUCCAUCCUCAAGUGAUUCUUCAGUAGUUCGAAGGCCAGAUUCAGGAUUGUCUUCAUCACCACGUCUAAAAACACCACCACGAUCACCAAAAUCUUCUGAUACACUUUCACCACGACCAGUCCCACCAGCCGAAGACAUUUAUGAAGAGUAUGUGCCAUCACCACCGCCACGACGACCACGCUCUCCGUUCUCAUGUGAUUCCUCAGUAGUUGUAAGACCAGAUUCAGGAUCGUCUUCUUCACCUCAACCACGACCACCCCCAACACCAUCACCACCAUCGACACCGUCUACAUCUUCAUCCUCUUCAACAUCAGAUCGUGAAUAUCGGCAUCAAAGAAUGAGCGGUGUACUUGCUUGCGCGGACAAUAGUGAGAAGAAGUUUGCUUGCGCGGACAAAAAGACCUCCAAGCAGACCUCGACACACAGCGCGGUCAUAUCAGUACUUCCCGCCACGGUUUCCAUCACCAGUGCCGCCAUUGCCAUCAACAUCGCCGCCACCACCACCACCAUGGACAGCGCCGCUAUUAGCAUCAAUAUCACUGCCACUGCAAUCGAUAGAGCUGCCAUCGACAGCGCCACCAUUGCCAUCAACAUUGCCACCACUGCAGUCAACAGCGCCAUCAUUACCACCAACAUUCCCGCCACUGCCAUUGACAGCGCCGCCAUUAACAUCAAUAUCACCGCCACUGCCAUGGACAGCGCCACCAUUGCCAUCAACAUUGCCGCCACUGCCAUGGACAGCGCCACCAUUGCCAUCAACAUUGCCGCCACUGCCAACCACAACGCCGCCAUUAACAUCAACAGCACCGCCACUGCCUACGACAGCGCCACCAUUGCCAUCAAUAUCACCGCCUUUGCCAUCGUCAGCGCCACCAUUACCAACAACAGCACCGCCACUGCCAUUGACAGUACCACUAUUGCCAUCAAUAUUAUCGCCACUGCCAUCAACAGCGCCAUCAUUGCCGCCAUUACUAUCGACAGCGCCACCAUUGCCAAAGUGCCCACCCUUACCAAAGUAAAACCAUUGUAA